AAGUUCCGUUUUGAUUCGGUAAUUUCCGCUUACUCUCCUUCCUGUGUUGAUCUCCGUCCCCAGUAAAGACACUCGGAGGCCAUUAUCUCGCUUUCAUACCUUGAAGAAAAAUAAAUCGUUUUUUAUAAAUCAAUUAUUUAUUCGUGCAAGUUGACCAAGCGCUCGUUGGAAACCUGCACCUUUACGAAUCGUGAGGCACGCGCACCUCGCCUCGACAGUCCUUCGGAUAAUUUCGGCUGCUUUCGUGCGCCGCUGUUUUGAAAUGGACACGAAUGAACCGGCGGCGAAGGCGCUCGAGCUGGGCGACGCGUCCGCGGGAGAGACGGUAGGUUCGGAUACCGAGUCGGAGGCCGAAGUCGCCACGAUGACUGUGAUGGGAGAAGCGGGAAACAUCGACAUCACCGAAUCCCUACCGAACCCAGAAGAUGCCGAAGCGGCGUUCGCGGAGGUGACAGCCGUCACUGUUGGGGACGUCCAGGGUUCAGAUGGCUCUGUGUUCACGUCUACAGUAGCCACAGCAGCGUCCAUCCCUGAACACGUGCUCACGGGCAGAACCACGCUUCAGAUCGGAGACAGUCUGAGUACCCAGAAGGCCACGCUGAUCGUGGUGCACACGGAUGGGAGCCUCGUAGACGCCACAGGACUGAAAGCCACCUCAACACCUAUGACUCCUGGUCCUCAAACCCCGAGCACCCCUCUGACGUCUGGGCAUGAGAAGGACGUCUCUAAGUACAACUGGGAUCCGUCGGUUUAUGACAACGAGCUCCCGGUGCGCUGCAGGAACACCAGCGGGAUCCUGUACAAAAGCAGACUGGGCUCAGGGGGGAAAGGGCGCUGUAUCAAACACAACAAUAGCUGGUACACCCCGACAGAGUUCGAGGGUAUGUCAGGAAGAGCGAGCAGCAAAGACUGGAAGAGAAGCAUCCGCUACGCCGGCCGACCUCUACAGUGUCUGAUCCAGGAGCGUAUCCUGAAUCCUCACGCAGCGUCCUGUACGUGUGCGGCCUGCUGUGAUGAUCUGUCAACAUGUAUGAAGGAGGGAUCUUUCGAAGGAGAGAACAUCUCAAUGACGGGCCCCGUCAGACUGUUCGUCCCCUACAAGAGAAGGAAGAAGGACAGCGAGCGCGCAGCUUCUCCGGAGAAGAGAGAAGCUCAGUCUCCGAAGAACAUCACCCUGGCUCCUGGAGCAACAUUUACGAUGACCCCGUCUGGACAGAUCACCACAUCAGGCACGCUGACCUUUGACCGAGCGGUGUCAGGAGAGACGGCGUCCAUCAUCUCGGACAGCCCUGCGCCCGCAGACGUCUUCUCCAACACAACCGUGCUGGCCAGUCUUCCUGCGCUGACCGUGGUCUCUCCGCAGCCCAAACCCUCUCCAUCAGGACCGCUCAUGAACGCGCUGGAGAUGGCCGAGCAGCGGACCUGGCUUUACCUGGAAGACAUGGCUAAUACACUGCUCAACAACGUCCAGCAGCUCAAAGUCCUCAUCGCACAGGCCAAACAAGCCGGUCAGAGCGGAGCGCAUGUCAGGAAAGAGUCCUUUCAGAGUCAGCUGUCACUCAGUGAAGAACCUGAGGGGAAAAUCACUGAAAUCAUCAUUAAGCACACGUGUGUGAACUGCGGCCGAGAGGCGUCCAGUGAGUGUACAGGCUGCCAUAAAGUCCAUUACUGCUCGGGCUUCUGUCAGCGGAGGGACUGGAAGGAACAUCAGCUGAUCUGCGGUCCACAAGGCACAAGCGUCAGCAUCCAGGAGGACGCUCAGAUGCUCGGUGUGGAGCUGGAGAAAGGGAAAGCCUAGCGUUUUAUACAGUAUGAAGUUUAGAUGCUUGCUUCCGCUCAUGUGUUUUAGUUUAGCUCUAAAGCCUCAUAGUAACAGCGCCCUCACACACAGGGAGAUAUAAAGCAUACACGGAUGCAUCUGUACCAUUGGAACGGUUUCACCAUCUCACUAUGGGUUUUAUAUGUGAAAUAGUCCUUAAAGGGAAAGUUCACCAAAAAUCACUUCCCCACACUUAUGUUUUUCCGAACCAUGCUCAUGAUUUCCAUUAAAUUAUGAUAUAAAUAACCAGUUUUUAAGCUUUUAAAUGUGGAGGGGGAAGGGGGGUGUAAUUCACAUGAUCGGAGAUUUAAGAUAUUCACUGUGUGGUAGCGAUCAAAUCUAUGAAAGCUUGUUUCCGCCACGGGAAAUAUAACAGGGAGUUUAGUCUUUUUAUCUCACAGUUCUGUGGAAAAAUUCAGAGCUGUGAGAUAUACAUUUGCAAAUGCGAGAAAAAAAAUCUAAACUAAAGUCACAUUUGCCUUUCCUAUUUUUAACAAAAACUUAUCGUGAGACGGAAAAUCAGAAUUGAGCGAGAAAUGGUCCGAAUUCAGAAAAUUGCAUUUCUGACUAUUUUUCUCAUAUAUCCAUUUUUUUCUUUAAAUAAAUGGGUUUUAUGUGUAAUUAAUAAAAAUGUAUAAUUGUGACUUGUUAUCUCACAUUUCUUACUUUUUCCUUGCAAUUCUGAGUUUACAUCCAAAUUCUGAGAAAAAAAAGAAAAAUUGUGAGAUAAACUUACAGAAAUGUGAGGUUAAAAGUUGCAGUUAUAAUGUUUAAUUGCAUGGUUAAAAUAAAAUGAGAGAGAUGUGAAGUCAGCAUUGUGAGAAAAAAGUCAGAAUUCAGACUUUUUUCGCCAAAAAUGUCUGAAUCUGAGAUAAAGUCUCAAUUACCUUUUUUUUUUUACCUCUUUUUUAAACCCAUGGAAAAAAAGCUUCCAUAUAAAUCUCAGCAGAGCAGCUCAAAACAUUAUUUCGUCUCCUACAGGAGAAACUUCACUGAAGUUGAGUAAAUGAUGACAGAAGUGUUAUUCAUUUAAUUGGACAAUAAUACAGUAUAAUUUCAGGAACAAAUUCUGAUGAAGAAUUGCGUUAUAUGUUAUUAUACAUUAAUAGUGUUUUCAAAACCAAAAUAAAAGGGAAAAUCAA
Messenger RNA from Carassius gibelio (silver crucian carp), 2961 nucleotides. Its product is annotated as deformed epidermal autoregulatory factor 1 homolog. The coding region runs from base 263 to 1798 and encodes 511 amino acids. Gene Ontology annotation, cellular component: nucleus. NCBI's taxonomy places the organism in Eukaryota, Metazoa, Chordata, Actinopteri, Cypriniformes, Cyprinidae. The transcript is spliced from 13 exons. Gene Ontology annotation, biological process: regulation of transcription by RNA polymerase II. The record is from RefSeq and is a predicted model, not a curated record. Gene Ontology annotation, molecular function: DNA binding; DNA-binding transcription factor activity, RNA polymerase II-specific.